Molecule: messenger RNA, 2624 nt
Organism: Tripterygium wilfordii
Lineage: Eukaryota; Viridiplantae; Streptophyta; Magnoliopsida; Celastrales; Celastraceae
Product: putative cyclic nucleotide-gated ion channel 8
Exons: 8
Coding region: 229-2478 (749 amino acids)
Biological process (GO): transmembrane transport; monoatomic ion transport
Cellular component (GO): membrane
Molecular function (GO): protein binding; monoatomic ion channel activity
Source: RefSeq, a predicted model, not a curated record
UCUUCGCACAUCUCUCUCUCUCCUUCUCUCUCUGUAUGUGGUCUCAACAUCAAUUAAAUAACACUCUUUCUCUUCCCUCUGCAAACCCACAAAUCCUCUUUAUCAUUCCAUACUACAUCAUUCAAGAAUCAAAAGGCUGCCGACUGUAACGGAUUUUCAAUUGGUCUUGAUGUUGCCAUAUACAUUAAUUGGUGAUUUGACUUGAAUAGCAUCUAAUUAGUCCACAAAAUGUUUGAUUGUGGUUACAAGUCACAGUACAUUGGGGGCCAGAGGGAGAAAUUUGUUAGAUUGGACGAAGUGAACUCUACAGUGUCAAUGGCUUCUAAUGUUGGUGGAGCAAAGAGAUGUGGAUUUAGUUUCGAGGGAUUCGGUUUUACCAGACGUGCAAAAAAGAAUACAUCUAAAUCCUUUAGGAAGGGAGUGAAAAAGGGAUCAGAAGGACUUAUGACAUUUGGUCAAGCACUUCGAAGCGGAGUCACUCGUGCAGUAUUCCCAGAAGAUCUUACAGUUUCCGAGAAGAAGAUAUUUGACCCUCAAGACAAAUCACUACUUCUAUGGAACAGACUUUUUGUCAUAUCAUGUAUUCUUUCAGUGUCCAUUGAUCCUUUGUUUUUCUAUCUUCCUGUCUUUGACCAGGCCUCAAAUUGCCUUGGUAUGGAUAUAAAGUUAGCAGUCACAACUACAACUAUAAGAACAAUAGUUGAUUCUUUCUACCUUAUCCGCAUGGCACUUCAGUUCCGCACAGCUUAUAUUGCACCAUCGUCAAGAGUGUUUGGACGAGGAGAACUUGUAAUAGAUCCUGCACAAAUAGCUGCACGAUAUUUAUCUCGUUACUUUAUCGUUGAUUUCCUUGCCAUUCUACCCAUACCACAGAUUGUGGUGUGGAAUCAUCUUGGGAAAACAGCAGAUUCAGAGGUAUGGGCUACAAAAAGUGCUUUGCUAGACAUUGUAUUUCUUCAAUAUGUACCGAGGUUUGUUCGCUUUAUACCUUUGACUUCAGAACUGAAAAAGACAGCGGGUGUUUUUGCUGAAAGUGCUUUGGCUGGUGCUGCAUAUUAUUUGCUUUGGUACAUGCUUUCCAGUCACAUAGCUGGUGCUUUCUGGUAUUUACUAGCCGUCGAGCGUAAUGACACAUGCUGGCAGAGAGCUUGUCUUGAAUCUGAAAAAUGCAACCUCAGUUUCUUGUUCUGUGGCAAUGGGAAUCUGCCUGGUUUUGCAGAGUGGCAAGGCGUCAGCCGUGAUGUUCUUGGUAGCCAAUGUUCUAUAGAAGAUGAAAAUUCACCAUUUAACUACGGAAUUUACACACAAGCUAUAUCAUCCGGCAUCGUUUCAUCCAGAAUUUUUUUCUCUAAAUUCUGUUACUGCCUGUGGUGGGGCCUGCAAAAUCUGAGCACACUUGGUCAGGGACUCCAAACUAGUACAUAUCCGGGAGAGAUCCUCUUUUCCAUAGCAUUAGCGAUUUUCGGGCUUAUACUCUUUGCGCUUCUUAUUGGAAAUAUGCAGACCUACCUUCAGUCUCUAACUAUUCGUCUAGAGGAGAUGAGAAUCAAAAGGCGCGACUCUGAGCAGUGGAUGCAUCAUCGUUUGCUUCCUCAGGAUCUCAGGGAACGUGUUAGGCGCUACGAUCAAUACAAGUGGCUGGAAACAAGAGGAGUGGAUGAAGAAAGCAUAGUCCAGAGUUUACCAAAAGAUCUCAGAAGAGACAUCAAGCGGCAUCUUUGUUUGAAUUUGGUUAGAAGAGUCCCUCUGUUUGCCAAUAUGGAUGAAAGGUUGCUCGAUGCCAUCUGUGAGCGACUAAAGCCAAGUUUAUGCACAGAGAGCACUUACAUAGUCCGAGAAGAAGACCCAGUUGAUGAGAUGCUUUUCAUCAUUCGUGGCCGCCUUGAGAGUGUAACGACAGAUGGUGGAAGGAGUGGGUUUUUCAACCGGGGUUUACUCAAAGAAGGGGACUUUUGUGGAGAGGAGCUUCUGACUUGGGCGCUUGACCCCAAAGCCGCUUCUAACCUACCAUCAUCUACUAGGACAGUGAGGGCUAUCACAGAGGUUGAAGCCUUUGCAUUGGAAGCUGAGGAGUUGAAGUUUGUUGCAAGUCAAUUUAGGCGCCUUCAUAGCAGGCAGUUACAACACACUUUCCGUUUCUACUCACAGCAAUGGAGGACUUGGGCAGCUUGCUUUAUACAAGCAACAUGGCGCCGGUACGCUAGAAGGAAAAAUGCAGAACUUCGUCAACAGGAAGAAGAUUUCCUGAGCUAUGAUGAGGAUGAAGAAUAUGAUGAUGAAAGCGCAUUAGUCGAAUCAAAUGAAGCUCCUGCAGAGGCUUCAUCGAGUCUUGGUGCAACCUUUUUGGCAUCUCGCUUUGCAGCCAAUGCACUCCGCGGCCAUAGGCUUCGCAGCAUAUCAUCUUCCAGAGAUAAGUUGACUGAAAUGGCAAGAUUACAGAAGCCCUCAGAACCUGACUUCAACAUUAUGGAUGCAUAACAUGUAUCUAGUUUCGUCCCAACAGGUAUGAGAUAAUUAAGGUUCUCUAGCCAUGUAGUAUAAUUGUUUUUCUUUCGCUAAACCUACAAACCAGUGAUGGGUAACUCGAACUUCUGUUAACUACGCUGGGUUUGCUGCCCUAGGGU